AACAUGUCCACUCUCGACGACAUCUUCGGAUCCUCUCCCCCACCCACAACCCACCACUCCCAUCCCCACCCUUCCAGCAGCACCACCACUACAGAACCCUCCGACCUCCCCUCCCUCCGCCGCCAACACGUCACAGCCGGCUACCGCGACGGCAUUAGCGCCUCCAAAACCUCUCAUGUCCAAGCUGGCUUCGACGCCGGUUUUCCCAUCGGCGCCCAACUCGGCAUGCGCGCCGGUACUAUCCUCGGUAUUCUCGAGGGCGUGCUACGCGGGUACGACGAGAGCCAGAAAGCCGUGGUGAAGAAGCUGCCUUCGGCGGGUGGUCGGAAGGGUGUUACCAGCACCAAUGGCACCGCCACUUCUACUACUACUACUACUACUACUACUCCUACAAUUACCGACGAGGAACGCCAAGCCAAGCGUGCGGAGAUACUAGCGUUGUACCAACAGGCCGUGAAGGAGUUGGAUGUGCGAAAGGUAUUCGAGGGGAUCAGUGAGAGGGAGAUUUCGGAGGGGGAGAAAGCUGAGAUUAGAUUGGGGAGACAGGGUGAGGGGGCGAUAGGGAAGUGGGAGGAGAGAGUGAGGGUGCCGAGGUGGGAGGAGAAUAUGGAUGCGUUGGAGAUGAAGGAU
Aspergillus eucalypticola CBS 122712 is the source of this 630-nucleotide messenger RNA. Its product is annotated as Yae1 family protein. The record is from RefSeq and is a predicted model, not a curated record. NCBI's taxonomy places the organism in Eukaryota, Fungi, Ascomycota, Eurotiomycetes, Eurotiales, Aspergillaceae. The transcript has a single exon. The annotation marks the transcript as partial.